AUGUUAAAGAGGUUUGAGCCAACAAAUUCAGUGUUGGUUGAGUACUUGAAAACCAUUAAUCCAGAUGUUGAGACUGGAAAAUUGUUGUCGAAAGAAGAAGCUGGUCCUUCUAAGAAGUCUAAACGUUCUAAAAAGGGUGCAAAGGCUACACCAGAAAAGCCAGUGCAAGAAUCAAAGAAGUCUCCUGUGAAGAUUGUGCCCGAAUCUACGAAGUCUCCAAAGAAGCCUGAGACGACUGUUAUCAUCACACCAGUGGAACCUGUUGAUGAUACUGUAGAGAAAAUUCCUUCGAAAACUGGUCUUUUUCGACGAUUGAAGAAAAGGGCUAGGGGUUCACGAGAAUCUUCUGAUGGUGUGUUAAAAUCUUCUCCUUCUAACGUUCGUAAACCACAACUAUCUCAUCAAGGGGUUAUUUUUCGAGAGGUUCCAGCUCCAGUUUCGCCUCUGUCCAAGAAACGUCGAGCUGAAGAUGUGGACAAACACAUUUCAAAGAAGAAGAAACGGCAACGCAAGUUGGUGGUGAGUAAAGUCUCUGGAUUGGUCCGAGAUUCAGAGAUUCGACUCUUGGAGAAGAUUGAUCACAAUGAUCAGAAUGAUGAAUUACGGUAA
Lactuca virosa is the source of this 609-nucleotide messenger RNA. NCBI's taxonomy places the organism in Eukaryota, Viridiplantae, Streptophyta, Magnoliopsida, Asterales, Asteraceae. The record is from the annotation of a GenBank genome assembly.